AUGCACCAAAGUCUUGAGCAUUUGAAAGGAUUGUCGUCGUGCAAUAUACACAGCCUCAAAGGCUCUCCUUACCCAUGUCGUCAAAUCGUCUUCGGUAGUUGUCACCUAGUAGAGUGGAAAAACAACGACUUUGGGGCUCUUUGGUAG
Spirodela intermedia is the source of this 147-nucleotide messenger RNA. NCBI's taxonomy places the organism in Eukaryota, Viridiplantae, Streptophyta, Magnoliopsida, Alismatales, Araceae. The record is from the annotation of a GenBank genome assembly.